AUGUCAGCUGCCAAUAACUCUGGUAUGGAGGAAUAUAAACUCGCCGUUGUCGGUGGAGGUGGUGUCGGUAAAAGUGCUCUCACUGUCCAAUUCAUUCAAAACAUCUUUGUCGAAGAAUACGAUCCAACCAUUGAAGACUCUUAUAGAAAGCACGCCAAAGUGGAUGAUAAACCAUGUUUCUUGGAAAUUCUUGAUACUGCCGGACAAGAGGAAUACAAAGCUUUGAGAGAUCAAUAUAUGAGAACUGGUGAUGGUUUCUUGUUGGUCUAUUCCGUAAUUGAUAGAAAGACUUUUGAGGAAAUUAAUGAUUUCUAUGAACAAAUUUUGAGAGUGAAGGAUGCUGAGAAGGUUCCUAUGGUGUUGGUAGGAAAUAAGUGCGAUUUGGAAUCUGAAAGAGUCAUUAGUGCCGAUGAAGGAAAACAAUUUGCCAAGCAAUUAGGUAUUCCAUCCUUGGAAACCUCUGCCAAACAGAGAUUGAAUGUGGAUGAGGCUUUCAUGGCAUUGGUUCGUGAAGUGAGAAAGUCCAAGCCAAGCAAUGCCGGACCAACCAAAAACCAUCUGGUGGAAAGAAGGGUUGCAAUUUGUUGUAAAUUCUCUCUCUCUUUCGAGAUUCUGAAUCGUCUUGUUGUAAAACGUAAACUCGUUUCGUUUUCAAAAAUUGUAUCAUAG
This is a messenger RNA of Naegleria fowleri, 669 nucleotides long. RefSeq lists its product as uncharacterized. The transcript has 3 exons. The coding region runs from base 1 to 669 and encodes 222 amino acids. Gene Ontology annotation, cellular component: plasma membrane. The record is from RefSeq and is a predicted model, not a curated record. Gene Ontology annotation, molecular function: GTP binding; GDP binding; GTPase activity. Gene Ontology annotation, biological process: Ras protein signal transduction. NCBI's taxonomy places the organism in Eukaryota, Heterolobosea, Eutetramitea, Acrasida, Naegleriidae.